Messenger RNA from Lactuca saligna, 357 nucleotides. Lineage: Eukaryota; Viridiplantae; Streptophyta; Magnoliopsida; Asterales; Asteraceae. The record is from the annotation of a GenBank genome assembly.
AUGUUAUUCGUCAACAUUUGGUCGAUCGGAAGAAACUCCAAGUACUGGGAAAAUCCAUUAGAUUUCAACCCUCAUCGGUUUUUGGAAGGUGAAACCCUAAAAAGCUCGUUAGAUAUCAAGGGACAGAGUUUUCAACUCUUGCCUUUUGGAACGGGAAGAAGAGGUUGUCCAGGAAUUAAUUUGGCCAUGAGAGAACUUCCGGUGGUGGUUGCCGCCCUCAUACAAUGCUUUGAGUGGAAUGUCAAUAAUGGCAAGGAAGCAUUGAAUACAAAUGAAAGGGCUGGAUUAACUGCCCCAAGGGCGGUGGAUUUUAUUUGUGUUCCAUCAUUAAGAGAAGACUCACCGCAAAUUAUUUGA